This is a messenger RNA of Symbiodinium sp. CCMP2456, 213 nucleotides long. NCBI's taxonomy places the organism in Eukaryota, Dinophyceae, Suessiales, Symbiodiniaceae. The record is from the annotation of a GenBank genome assembly.
GAGAUCGAGCGCGAAUAUCCAGAGGAAGCGACGGCACGGAAAGGGGACAAGUUCGAAUAUCGCUAUCCACGCGGGGAGAGCUACACGGAUCUCAUCUCCCGCCUCGAACCCAUGGCGCAUGAGAUGGAGCGGGCGCAGGAGACUCUGCUUGUGGUGGCCCACCAGGCCAUCCUGCGCGUUCUGUACGCCUACUUCAUGGGUAUGCGGCGUGAG